AGAUUUGAUUUACAGUGUGGAUUGUGGAAUAUGGAUGGUGGGUUGAGUUUGGCAAAGCUAGGCCAGAGUCUCAUCAGCACUUUUCUUUUUCUUUCUACACUCUCAAGCCACAAAGUUUCUCUCUUUUUUCUUUCUCUUUUCUCUUUCCCAUACAUAUGAUGGGGUCCCCUAUACUCUCCUUUAUCUCUCUACAGUCAUAAUACUCCUUUUUUCUCCUCCAUUGCUAAAGCAUAAAACCCUAAAGUUCUGAUCUUUGUGAUUUGAGGUACCAUUUUUUUAGGCUGCUUUUCCCUUGGACUUUUGAACUGGCCUAGUGAAUUGCUUGCUGUAGAAAAGCUACAUUUUCGUUUCUGAAUUAAUAGGGCUCUGUAGUAUCUGGUGGUUCAAGUUUCUCAAUUUCUGAAAGAAAGAUUAUCAUUUUGAGAUACUUCUGUUCUGGAUGGAGUUAUCAGUGAUUAUUUUUCCUUUCAAUUCGCGAGGGGUAUAUGCGUUGGACCGGGGUACUGAGUGAUGGGUUUGGCUAGCUCGAGAAGAUAUAGUUAUCUGUUUUCGUAUCAAUGGCCUCAAAACCUGGCGUCAAGAGUUCCCUCGAGAGACAGAACCAAACAUUAGAGAGGAGCUCCCACAGGCCUACACCUUCGAAAACAUCAAAGAAUAGCAAUUCGGAGAAUUUAAGGUCAAAGGAGGUUCUUGCUAACCACCUCGAUUCAAGCUUGAAUUUGGGUAGUAUCAAAAAACCACCUUCCGGUGAUACAAAGGGCUUACCUGAACGGAGAGCUGAUCAGGAAAAGAAAGCUUCGGGAAGUGGUACCGUUAAAGACACCUCAGCCUCGAUUGAAGUUAGCAAUGGAGAAAGUAGCGUUGCAAAAACGAGUGGAAUUGGCAAAACUAGCGAAAGGACUGAUUUUAUCGAGAGUGGGAAGAGCAGCAUGUAUCGGGGUAGCACGAGCAGCGAUGUAAGCGACGAGAGCACUUGUAGCAGCUUGAGCAGCAGCGUUAAUAAGCCUCACAAAGCAAACGACUCGAGAUGGGAAGCCAUCCAAGCUGUCCGAGCUAGAGACGGGGUCUUGGACUUGAGGCACUUUCGGUUGCUGAAGAAGUUGGGCAGUGGCGAUAUCGGGAGCGUAUAUCUCUCGGAGUUGUGCGGUACAAAGUGUUAUUUCGCCAUGAAAGUUAUGGACAAGGCAUCACUGGCAAGCCGAAAGAAAUUGCUCCGGGCUCAGACCGAGCGAGAGAUACUGCAGUCUUUAGACCACCCGUUCCUCCCAAGUUUGUACACACAUUUCGAGUCUGAAAAGUUUUCGUGUCUCGUAAUGGAGUUCUGCCCGGGAGGCGACUUGCACACUCUCCGGCAGAAACAACCGGGAAAACAUUUCUCUGAACAAGCCGUGAAGUUCUAUGUAGCAGAGGUACUUCUUGCUCUAGAGUAUCUCCAUAUGCUUGGUAUCGUCUAUCGUGACCUUAAGCCAGAAAAUGUUCUUGUAAGGGAAGAUGGACACAUAAUGCUCUCCGACUUUGACCUCUCUCUUCGCUGUUCUGUCAGCCCGACGCUUGUUAAGUCGUCGUCUCUCGAGGCGGAGCCGCUGAGGAAGAAUUCUGCUUACUGUGUCCAGCCUGCGUGCAUUGAACCGUCGUGUAUCCAGCCGUCCUGCGUGGUCCCGACCUCGUGCUUCGGGCCUCGCCUUUUCUCUGGCAAGUCGAAGAAGGAAAAGAAGCUGAAGAAUGAAGUUGGGAACCAAGUUAGCCCGUUGCCAGAGCUGAUUGCUGAGCCAACUGGAGCACGCUCGAUGUCGUUCGUUGGGACCCACGAGUAUCUUGCGCCCGAGAUCAUCAAAGGCGAAGGGCACGGGAGCGCUGUGGACUGGUGGACGUUUGGGAUCUUUCUGUACGAGUUGCUGUUUGGUAAGACACCCUUCAAAGGAUCAGGUAACCGAGCUACUCUCUUCAACGUCGUGGGUCAGCCUUUACGGUUUCCAGAGUCCCCGGUGGUGAGUUUCUCCGCUAGAGAUCUGAUCAGAGGGUUGCUCGUGAAAGAGCCACAGCACCGGUUGGCAUACAAGCGGGGAGCCACCGAAAUCAAGCAGCAUCCUUUCUUCGAAGGCGUAAACUGGGCUUUAAUUCGCUGUGCCAGCCCUCCCGAGGUGCCAAGACCGGUUGAAUUCGAGAGAAUACCAGCUCCUCCACCGGCACCGAGUAACCAGAAAAGCGUUGUCGCUGCUGGAGCUAUCCCCUCCUGUCCUCAGAACUCCGACAAUUACCUCGAAUUCGAUUUUUUUUAAGCGGGUUGCCAUUUUGUUUUCACUCUAUAAAACCAUACAAUGGUGUUCUUCAGCAUUUGGGAAAUGUUAGAUGUCUGCCAUAUUUGAUGUUAAUGAUCAUAGAUUCAUAGCAUUGUUUGUUGUUGUUGAGAACAGUUCAAAUUUGUUGUAUUCAAAAUAGUUGGAAGUGCCUCUUCUCUUGUAUUGUAUGGACAAUAUUCUGUAAGUAAAAAAGAUUGUUAUUUUCGUCAUCUAAAA
This is a messenger RNA of Ipomoea nil (Japanese morning glory), 2516 nucleotides long. Its product is annotated as serine/threonine-protein kinase D6PKL2-like. Gene Ontology annotation, biological process: protein phosphorylation. The transcript has 4 exons. The record is from RefSeq and is a predicted model, not a curated record. Gene Ontology annotation, cellular component: cytoplasm; plasma membrane; nucleus. Bases 558 to 2279 code for a protein of 573 amino acids. NCBI's taxonomy places the organism in Eukaryota, Viridiplantae, Streptophyta, Magnoliopsida, Solanales, Convolvulaceae. Gene Ontology annotation, molecular function: ATP binding; protein serine/threonine kinase activity.